CCGAACAAUGCCCUCCAUUUUCUCCUAAUCAUGUAUCACGUCGAACUCCUCCCCAACAGCACAACCACCCACGCCACUCCCGGGUGGACCUACGUUCCCGAUCGCGGUUUCGACCCAGCCAAAGCCGCCAUCACGCCCGCCAUCGGCCGCAAACGCGGAAUCCGCGAUCCAGGCCGAGCGGACCUCUCCUCACGACAGAACAAUGCCAUCGUUCGACAUCUCGCGGAGCUGGAUCGCGAGAAUCAUCGCGACGUGCAGAUCUCAAUUCCAGUAAAACAGAAGGAUGCGUCUGGUCGAGGCACAAGAGGCAAAGUUACCUCCAACGUCCGCCGAAUCCUCCAAUCCCAAAAGACCUUCCGCAACUACCUCGACGACGAAGAAGCCGCUCUAGCGCAGCAAGCAUCCACCCAGCAAACCCAACAACAAACCUCCUCCUCCACCUCCUCCUCGCACCGCCCCUCCAUCAACAAAAUCACCAAACCGGGCUCUUCCUCUCGUCGCAGCUCAACGCCCCUAACAGCAGUACCAACACCUAAGCCCGAUACCUCCUCGCGCAGUAAUCGCAAAGCACAACAACGCCCCUCCUCCACCGCCCCGACCUCCUCCCGCGCCUCAACAGUAACCACCGCCGCCGAAACAGAAACAGAAACACCAGCACCCGACAAAGACCAACCCCAAGAUAAAGACAACACCGAAGAAAAGGUGGAGAAGGAGGGGGAGGUGCAGCAAAACCCCCAUGAACUGAUCAAAUCCGAACACGACAACGACCCCCUUUUGAAAUCAUAUAUUCCCUCCGCGCCCUCGGAACGUAUCAUGCAGGCUUUGCUCGCAGAACCGCCGUUGACGUAUCAUGCAUCGCGCGCUGGCCCGCCGAUCGCGAGGAAGUCGCCGCGGUAUUUCUGCUGUAUGUGUGGGUAUUGGGGGAAGAUUCGGUGCAAGAAUUGUCAUUUGAGGACUUGUGGGUUAGGGUGUUAUAAGGUGCAUGAGGAUUCGAGGUGCGGGGCGUUUUUCUAG
Molecule: messenger RNA, 1014 nt
Organism: Aspergillus costaricaensis CBS 115574
Lineage: Eukaryota; Fungi; Ascomycota; Eurotiomycetes; Eurotiales; Aspergillaceae
Product: putative HIT finger domain protein
Exons: 2
Coding region: 31-1014 (327 amino acids)
Biological process (GO): chromatin remodeling
Cellular component (GO): Swr1 complex
Molecular function (GO): nucleosome binding
Source: RefSeq, a predicted model, not a curated record